Penicillium bovifimosum is the source of this 1869-nucleotide messenger RNA. RefSeq lists its product as uncharacterized. Bases 1 to 1869 code for a protein of 622 amino acids. The transcript has 3 exons. NCBI's taxonomy places the organism in Eukaryota, Fungi, Ascomycota, Eurotiomycetes, Eurotiales, Aspergillaceae. The record is from RefSeq and is a predicted model, not a curated record.
AUGCUAGGUUUUGGCGUCUCAUUGCUGUUAUGGCUGUGCCAAACAGUGUCGGCGCAAUAUACUAGCGAUGACCUGAUGUCAUUCGUUACACUGCCCAAUAUCCGCGCAGCGAAAUUCGACGUCCAAUACCAUAAUCGCGAGCGCGUAAGCCCCGGUUACUGGUUCGUCUCUCCCUACCUCCACAUCGGCCCCGAUAAGCCCAGUAGCCUGUACGAGCCAUACCAGAUCGGCCCGCAUAUCUAUGAUGGCGAAGGACGUCUCAUUUGGACCGGUUCGCAGCUGUUCGAUAACCGGAACGUUUUUGAUUUCAAGGCCGUUGACAGUCUAGGCCCGGAGCCACGUCUCUCGAUGGUCUUGCAAUACUCGUGGGAUUCGAAAGAAGAUACCGGGUAUGGGGUGGUCUUGACAAAUGAUUAUAAGGUCGAACGAAAGCUUCCGCUCCGGAGAGACCUUGGUCUUUUCGAUAUUCACGAAUUCAAGAUUCGGGAAGAUGGAAAGACAGCGCUGGUCACUAUCUACCUUUCGCACGAGAUUACCUUGGCGGAAUUUGGACGUCCGGAGGAGACUACUUGGUUGGAGACCGGUGGAUUUGCUGAAAUUGAUAUCAACACGGCCGAGGUCAUUCAAUGGUGGGACUCUUACAAUCACAUUACUUUGUCUGAGGGUGUUCAUUACCACCCGAAUACUCCGCCAGAGGGACAUCCCGGCUGGGAUUAUGUGCAUGUCAACUCCGUUGACAAAAACGACGCUGGGGACUACUUGCUCUCCGCCCGGUUCACGAAUACCAUUUACCUGAUCUCCGGCAUAAAUGGAGACAUCAUGUGGCGAUUGGGUGGAAAAUAUACCGAUUUCGAGCAAGACUUUAUGUUUUCAAAGCAACACGACGCGAAAUUCAUCGAAUCAAACGGAACGCACCACAUCAUAUCAUUCUUGAACAAUGCAUCGGACGAGGAAUUCAACGAGGAAAACAUCUCAGCUUCACUAUUUGUCGAAUUAGACACAAGUGUGACCCCCAAGACUGCCAGAGUCCUUCAUCGCUACAACCGUCCCGAUCAACAACUCUCGCGACUCCGCGGCAAUACCCAGCUUCUGCCAAACGGCAACGUAUUCACCUGCUGGAGCAAGGAGGGCUAUAUUUCCGAACACGCCGCCGACGGAGAAAUCCUGUACACUGCCAACUUCACCUCCCCACGCUAUUCAUCCUAUCGUGGCUACAAAUUUGAAUUUACCGGAAGGCCCUCCGCCCCACCCGACCUCGUAGCAUCCGUCCUCGGCACCGACGAAACCAACAUGGUCACCACGUUCUGGGUCAGCUGGAACGGUGCGACGGAUGUUGCAUGGUGGCAUUUCUACGCGCAGGCCUCGGAAUUCACCACCCCCGUUCUGAUCGGCAAGACCGCGCGCGAUGAUUUCGAAACCACCUACACCGGCCACGGAUAUCUGGACUGGGUAUCUGCGGAAGCAGUCGACGCCAAUGGCACCGUCCUGGGCAGGUCUGAGGUGUAUCGCAGCAAUCAUCCCGACUGGGCAGCUGUCGGAUACAAGGGGAAGUCGAACCCGCCUGCGCCUAUCGACCCGUCGAUUGUCUAUGGCGUGGGAGAUCACAAGGUCGACGACGCUGGCCACACGUCUUCAGAUGCCAUCGACACCCAGACUCAGAAGACGAUUCAGAUCCUUGGCCAUGCCUACGACGCGAUUCACAAUAUUAGUGGCUUCUUCUCGUUCCUCUUGUUGCUCGGUUUCUUCGCCGCUGUCGUUGCCGGAUAUUUGGUUCUCCGUGGCUGGCGGCUACGAGUUUACCAGCGUCUUCCUAGGGAAGAUGCGUUUCUGAGUGAGCGGGCGCGUCUGGCAUCGCCGCAUCAGGAUUGA